Molecule: messenger RNA, 2985 nt
Organism: Thunnus maccoyii (southern bluefin tuna)
Lineage: Eukaryota; Metazoa; Chordata; Actinopteri; Scombriformes; Scombridae
Product: sorting nexin-4-like
Exons: 14
Coding region: 275-1624 (449 amino acids)
Biological process (GO): protein transport
Molecular function (GO): phosphatidylinositol binding
Source: RefSeq, a predicted model, not a curated record
UGUUUGGUUUCGAAAUGAAUUGCUCUCCAACUUUGUGCGGAAUUAGUAACAGCAAUGACACAGCAGCUGGGGGUGUUACUGUGUACUGCUGUUACAUUGUUACAGUCCUAACACGAGCCCAUCUGAUAAGGAGAGACUUGAAUGAAUAAAUGUAUGUAGGAAAAAAAGAGUGUGUGAGGAGCAUUCAUGGCGUUAAUAUGCUAACCAUUAGCUUCAUGUACUUUCCUGUAAUGUCUUAUCUGUAUCAUGUGUUGGAUGCUGUGACGCUUUGCGCAUGCGUCCUGGCUCCCCAACAGCAUCAGGAGAGAAGAGGAGGAUGGCGGAGGAUGGGAAGGAAGAGUCAGUGGCUACUGACGACGAUUCAGACCUCACAGCUGCAGACGGGACCAGCAGCCUAAACAACACGAUGGUGGAAGAGGGCUCCACACUCCUGCGCAGAAUGGAGAUCUGUGUAGCUGAGGCUGAGAAAAGGAGUGGCAAAAAUGCAGUUAACAUGCAGGAGACAUUCACCGUGUACCUCAUCGAAACCCGGCCAAUGGAUGCAGUUGCUGAAGGUCGUAACCCAGCCCCUGACUCUCUGUGGAGGAGAUACAGUGAAUUUGAGCUGCUACGGAACUACCUGAUAGUUACCUAUCCAUACAUUGUGGUGCCCCCUCUUCCUGAAAAGAGAGCAGAGUUCGUGUGGCACAAGCUGUCGGCAGACAACAUGGACCCAGACUUUGUGGAGCGCCGCAGGGUCGGGUUGGAGAACUUUCUGCUUCGUGUAGCAUCACAUCCGGUCCUCUCCAAUGACAAGAUCCUCUACCACUUCCUCACUGAGGAACAUGGCUGGAAGGAAGUGGUGUAUGAGACAGGAUUUCAGGCAAAGGCAGAUUCCAGGCUGAGAGCUCUCAGCGCCACCUUCAGGGUGAGAAAUCCAGAUAAACGCUUCAUGGAGAUGAAACAUUACAGCGAUGAGCUUCAGUCUCACACAUCUCAGCUGCUCCGAGCACGAGCAAGGGUUGCAGAUCGACUUUAUGGUGUUUACAAGGUCCAUGGAAACUACGGGAGAGUCUUCAGUGAGUGGAGCGCCAUAGAGAGGGAGAUGGGAGAUGGACUGCAAAGUGCUGGUCAUCACAUGGAUGCAUAUGCUGCCUCUAUAGAUGACAUCUUAGAGGAAGAGGAACAUUACGCAGACCAAAUGAAAGAAUAUCUCUUCUAUGCUGAAGCUCUGAGGGCAGUGUGCAGGAAACAUGAGCUGACCCAGUUUGAGCUUGAGAUGGCCUCCCAGGACCUCAUCUCCAAGAAGCAGCAGCGUGAGGAGCUGGCUACAGGGAUUGUGCGGACGUUCUCCCUAAAAGGUAUGACCAACAAGCUUUUUGGCCAGGAGGCGCCUGAGCAGAGAGAGGCCAGACUGAAGCUGCUGGAGGAGUUGAUAGCAGAGGCUGAAGACACCGUCAAGGAGAAAACAGUCGAGUGCGAAGAGCAUGUUGAAAAGGCAUGGGUGGACAUGCAGCGCUUUAAGGAGCAGAAAGACAAAGACCUGCGGGAAGCCCUCAUCAACUAUGCUGUCAUGCAAAUCAGCAUGUGCAAGAAGGGAAUACAAGUGUGGAGCAAUGCCAAAGAAUGUUUCCUCAAGAUGUAAAGUGAAAGCCAUACUCAGAUGAUUUGCACCCUCAGCGAUGCUCAAUGUGGAUGCUGGGAAAUGAUACCAAUGUCCUCUCAAAGAAGAAACUGCUAUCGGUUGAUGGCUGAAAACAGUAGCAGUAAAGUAACAAAGCGUGUAAAGAUAAUUUCAUUUCAAGUAUUUACACAAAAUGCAUUCAUAUGCAACUAAUUUGCAAUAGUGAUUUUGUGGAGUGAAAAAGCUUUAGGAGUGGGCGGUGGAUCACACAAAGCACAUGACUUGGACACUGGAGAUAAGAAUUCACAGGGUUGACUUUUGCAAUAUUUAACCAAGACCCUAAAGAGGCACUUCACCAAUUUUACAUGUUAAAGUCAGUUGAUUAGUCAUUGCUAGUAAGUUUUCUUUGAUGUUGUUCUUUUUCAAAUCUGUAUCUUAUUAGUCUCCCAACUUUAUGGAAGUGUAAUACUAAAUUGGUUAAGUGCCCCAAAGAGUACUGAAGAUGAUUUAACACCUGUGUAACCUGUUUAACCUGUUUGGAUGCAUUUACACAUUUAGUUUAUGCUGGUGUGAAAGCUGUCAGUCAAACUCUGGUAUGAACGGACAUCCUGAAAAGGAGCGUCUCAGCCAGCUGUUCUCCUGUAAUAUUAUGGUACAAGAUAAUUUAACACAUCAGUAAAAUGCAGCAUGACCUGCUGUCAGUCACCAGGAUUUGAUUUCUGCCAAAACUGUCCAAUUACAGUCCGUCUGACUUCAUUCCUCUUGAUAUAUAAAAAGUCAGCGUGAACCUGAAAUGUACCAGAACUAAAAGGUAACAAUAUGUAAUUUUUUUUUCUGUUGAACCAAAUGAACUGAACUACAGGUGUGAAAGCAACCUGAGAUGCCAUUAUAACUUUAUUAUCUAAAGCACAUUAUAGAGCUUAUUGGCAUCACCUGAUGCUUAAGAUGCAAGGAGUUUAUAUUGUAGUGAAAACAAAUAAAAUAUGGAUUAACUAAAACAUAAUAUAAGUGACAUAACAUUUCCUCCAGUUUCCUCUGCUGUAAGCUAAUGUUUACAUUUUUGCUUUAUAUGAAAGGAUCAAAGUGAAGAUGCUACAAGAUGUUGUGGUGUCCAGAGCAAUGUAUUGUACUAAUGUACAGUAAGCUGCACAUAAGAGUCAUUAUAAUCUUAGAUGAUUUUAUUAGUUUAAUUUAACCAUCUUUUAUUGAAAUAAAAAAAUAUUUGUUCAGUUUUAUUUCUUGUUCUGGAUGCUUGCCAGCAAUAAGCUUUGUGAGUGUAUUUAUGUUUUCAUAAUUCCAUUUGUCCAUCCCCUUUCAUAUAUCAUUUUAAUGUUCAAUUUGGAUGUAGCUCUUAAUUAUUUGAAUAAAAAUGUGUCACACCA